AGUCUUAGUUUCAGAAUCCGGUUUUGAAUUCAUCUGUUUUGAAUUUACCAUAUUUUAACAAUAUUUGCCGAGUUGUUGUGUUCUAAUUCGUCGAUUUUGCAGCUGGGGACAGCAAUAUUUUUCCAGAGCGAAUCAUCAAUUAUUAGAAACUCAUUUUCGUUACCUUGCAUAGCUGUGGUCUUGUCUUUUCUUUUUGUGUAUGUCAUAAUUUUCUAUUUAUAUUUAUCUACAGGUUUUUGGUUUGCUGUAUUUAUAGUAACAUCGGAAAUGCUGGCAGUGUUGUUUUUAGCGUUCAUAGGCGCACUAGUAUUUUCGCGGACUUGCUUUAACGCUUGAAUUUUGUCACACACACACACACACACACACACACACACACACUGGACUGCUUUUCAUGUAUUAAUUUAUCAUUUUUGUUUUUUGUAUUUCAAUGUCAUUUUGUAAUUGCUGUACAAUUUCGCUUUUCGAGUCCACUGCACUUAAAACAUUGGCAGUUUCGUCACGCAAAAAGCCGUAGCAUGUCAAUGGAAAAACAUAACUGAUGAAUUUCAGGUUUACUUUCGCUGACUUUUCGCGUCACCAGAAGUUUCACUUUAUGCACGAAACACCUUUCAUCACUCGAUUUUCACAUUCUCUACACGAAGAGCUGAUUAUUUUUUCCUUUUGAACAAGACCGAGUUGUCACGACACUUUUCUCUAGGCGUGAUCUUGAAUUUUGUUUGUAAAUAACACCUGACUAAACUUUGCUUUUACUUAGUAAAAGAAAUCUUGAUUUACAGAACACAUCAUUUGUAAAUAUUUCGCUUGUCGUCUGCUCUCUACUAAACAUUGUUAUUCAAGGAUCCUAGCUGUUAAUUUUCGUGACCAUCUUCUUCCCAUGUACAAACAUAUUCGAUUAGCUAUGUUCUUUCUCGUAAGUACUUUGUGAUGGCCAUGUGAGACGUGGUUGUUUUUAUCUUCGCGAGGGAUGGCGGCGGUGUAGUGCUGGUAGCAAGUUAAUUGCUUGUUUGUGGAUGUGACACAGUGGUACAUUUUGUAUUCUCCAAUUGAAGUCUGUUAAGAGCAAGCGCAGACAAAUACAAUGCCACCUCAAACUGCUGAAGUUCCUAAAGAGGAACCAGCUGACACAACACCUGCAGGAAUAAAAGCUGUUCUUUUAGGACCACCGGGCUCCGGCAAGGGCACACAGGCUCCACUGCUUAGGAACAAAUAUUGUGUGUGUCACCUAUCAACUGGCGAUAUGCUGCGUGCAGAAAUAUCCUCUGGGUCCCUUCUGGGAAAACAGCUGAAGAAAACAAUGGAUGAAGGAAAACUUGUAAGUGAUGAGCUUGUUGUUAACCUGAUUGACACUAAUCUUGAUCGUCCAGAAUGUAAAAAUGGGUUUCUUUUAGACGGUUUUCCAAGAACUGUCCCACAGGCAGAGAAGCUGGAUAAACUACUGGAGAAAAGAAAUACUGCACUAGAUGCUGUUGUGGAAUUCAAUAUUGAUGACAAUUAUCUGGUUCGAAGAAUUACAGGCCGGCUAAUACACCCAGCAAGUGGUCGUUCGUAUCACGAAGAAUUUCAUCCUCCAAAAGUUCCCAUGAAGGAUGAUUUAACAGGUGAACCACUGAUCCGUCGCUCAGAUGAUAAUGUUGAAGCGCUGAAAAAACGUCUAGAAGCCUACCAUAAGCAGACGAAGCCACUGGUAGACUAUUACAGCUUGAGAGGUAUACAUCACAGGAUUGAUGCCUCCAAAUCUGCUUCAGAGGUCUUUGAUAGCAUUGAUAAAAUAUUUCUUCGUUCUUCCAGAAGCAAGGAUAAAGUUAUGUUUGUAUAAGGAACAUUUGUAGGACAAUGCUGUAAUUUUAAUGAUGAAGUAUAUCCUGUUAUUGAGAAUUUAAGCCAUAUAGAAGCUGAUGGGAGUCAAAAUUUUAUUAUUCAUGCAGGUAACUUUUUAAGUUACAAACGUGACCAUUUCUGUCAAAGCUAUCGCACUGCCAUGCACAAUUAAGACUUGCAGUGUCUCUUAUAUACAUAUAUUUUAGUUUUGAUUGCCUGUCACUAUCUCCUAACAUUCAAAAAGUGAAAAAUAUUUUUCCAUGUUUAUAGUAACGUUAUUUUAUUACUUGUCACAUCAAAAACAUAUUACGCGAGAACCUGUGACACCUGAAGCACGUGAGAGUUUGUUGUUAGACAGUGAAUGAAGGACUUUCCAACUGUAUGAUAAUUCACUUUUUGGUUUGUGAAAGUUUCUUUUUAAUUUACACAAGAUUGUACUUGGCAGGCCUCAUAUAUGACUUGUUUUGCUGGUAUUAACUGUAUUGCUCCCACAAACUAAUGUGCACUCAGUCUGUGAAUCUGUAGUAAAUGAAAGCCUAGGGAUAUCUUUCUAUGAAACUUUGCUCAGUUUAAAAUAAAAUUAAGAAAUGACAGCAGUUGUAGAACUAAUCAUUAAAUUUUAGUUCCAAUAUUUCAAUUUGGUUGGUAGUCACUGUGAAUACUAAAUUUAAAAAAAAUGUACAGUCAAGUGAUUAUGUGUAAUGAAGGGACUAAGACAUGAGUCACGCAAUGAUCCAUGUUUACCAUUGUUCAGCGAAGGGCUCUUCUGACAUUGUUUGUACCUGUUAUGUGGGAAAUGGUGUAAAAGUAUCUGAUAAAAUAAAAUGCAUCAGUGCUUCUUUUUACUAA
Messenger RNA from Schistocerca gregaria, 2667 nucleotides. It is a transcript of the gene Ak2, whose product is annotated as adenylate kinase. The transcript is spliced from 6 exons. Gene Ontology annotation, molecular function: AMP kinase activity; ATP binding. Lineage: Eukaryota; Metazoa; Arthropoda; Insecta; Orthoptera; Acrididae. Gene Ontology annotation, biological process: ADP biosynthetic process. The record is from RefSeq and is a predicted model, not a curated record. The coding region runs from base 1079 to 1816 and encodes 245 amino acids. Gene Ontology annotation, cellular component: cytoplasm; mitochondrion.